Molecule: messenger RNA, 1631 nt
Organism: Trichoderma harzianum CBS 226.95
Lineage: Eukaryota; Fungi; Ascomycota; Sordariomycetes; Hypocreales; Hypocreaceae
Exons: 3
Coding region: 126-1460 (444 amino acids)
Biological process (GO): positive regulation of transcription by RNA polymerase II
Cellular component (GO): nucleus
Molecular function (GO): DNA-binding transcription factor activity, RNA polymerase II-specific; sequence-specific DNA binding; zinc ion binding
Source: RefSeq, a predicted model, not a curated record
GUUGGAGGGACACGAAAAGUCCCCGAGCGCGAAUUUCAUCAAACACUCUACCUCGAGCGCGUUAAGAGGUGCUCCCGGAUUGAUGACCUCUGCCACUACGCUGGCAUGACCAUUGAGAUAUAAUAAUGGAAGUCUCAGCAAGCCAGCAGCGCAGGCGACUUCGGUCUGCCUGCGAUGUCUGUCAUGCGUCCAAAGUUCGAUGCUCAGGAGGCCAGCCGUGCAAAAAGUGCUGCAACUCCAAUCUUCCAUGUACAUAUAGUUACAUGGCAAAAUUGGGGAAGCCAAAAGGCAGCCGGAAUAAAAGAACGCUCGAAAGGCUAGGCCUCGCAAUCGCCGGCGGCGCAAAUUCCACCAUCAAUGCGUGUAUUCAAGCCUCAGCAAACAACGCAUUUCAAGGCGACUGGCCAAUAAUGCUAAACACUCACCAAGACGAACAGGAGAAAGACAUGCCAGCAACAACAACAAUAUCGCCACCGUCUGACGCCAAUGCUUCUAUACCCACAACCUUAUCCAUCACAGCACCUUCAUGCACCGCAUGCACACCCGUCAUAAAUGAUCCCACUCCCGAUCUAAGCAUGGAGCUGAGCAGUAUAUUGGAUUUUGAAAUGCCACUAUUCUUCUCUUCGCAAUCUCCGACUGGUAAAGAUCCUCAAUUCGUGCCAGAUUUCCUUGAUAUCUUAUUUACUAGCAAUCCUAACACCGAUAUCCCGUCCAAUGGCCCAGACGGCGACUCAGGUGUAGGGCGUCGAUCGCGGAUUGGCAGCUAUGAAGUGGCAGCAAAUGGGUCUCCGCCGUCGUUGAUGCAGCCCAGUAACUCGAACUCGAACUCGAAUUCUCCUAAUUCUCCUCAUGAGGUUCAUAAAAGGCCUAAGCAAUUUCCACCUAUAAGAGGCGAGCAGAGACAGACGGUAUCGUCACUGUCUAAUUGCAUUUGCCUGAAGAUGCUCACCGGAAUGCAAUGCUCUCUCAGUGGCAUUGAGCGCAAGCAAGGGAAUCGGCGUCUCGACAUUAUAUUGUCUAUGGCCACAAUGAUUCUUGACUGCUCAAGCCGUGCUCUUGCGUGCGACCCCUGCUGGUUAGACAGCCAGGUUCUUUUCCUGAUCAUGGUCUUGUUGCAGACUGUUUUUAACUGGGCCAUCAUCAAUUGCAACAAUGCGAGAAGUCGGGACGCUCAUAAGCCGCCUUCUAUCAACUUUGGCACAUGGAAUGUGUCCGAGGAAGAAGGCACUGCGGUGAAACUGUUGCUAGUAAAUCGCAUUAUGGCAAAGAGCAAGUCUACUGUGAACAUAGUCCGUCAGCGUAUUGACAGCAUCUCAUCGACGGAGACCGAGAGUCGUUAUCAGCCUAUAGAUUCCCAAAUCUUGUAUGUAACCUUGAAGCGAGUGGCAGAUGCCCUAGCUGAGGUCCGAAGGCAUGGAAAGGAAAUGGGUACAUGUUAUGACGGGGAGUCUACAAUCUGAUUUCACCGUUCUUAUUAUAAAUGUUACAUGUUGCUAUGUCUAGGUACCUUGAUCCACGGGGUAGCCUACUCAUGUUAUAGAGGUGGUAACAUUUGACAGAUAGCGAACCAUAUUUUCUCUGAUUAAUAGAUAGAAUCUCUGUUUGGAGAGUCAAAAAUUGUCCGUUGCGCC